This is a messenger RNA of Adineta ricciae, 1155 nucleotides long. The record is from the annotation of a GenBank genome assembly. NCBI's taxonomy places the organism in Eukaryota, Metazoa, Rotifera, Eurotatoria, Adinetida, Adinetidae.
AUGAAUCUAUUCAUUUUUACAUUAUCAUUGUGCAUUUUAUUUAUUUAUUCCUGUAAUGCUACGUAUUUCGCAGUAUUUCUUACUGGAGAUACGACAAACUUGCUAAAAAACAAAUUCUUUCGUCCUCAUCCACAAUCUUCUCCAUUCUUCGGCAACACUGCUCAUAUUUAUUCCGAACACAGCACCAUCGAGUUCAAUCCAAAGUCUGAUUUCGUCAAACAACUCACAGAACAUUACGGACACAUACAAAAACUAGCUGUCCUAGCAUAUGCUGAAGAUGAACACGCACAAACCGUCUUAGUUCGCUACAUUGGCAACGAUGAUAUUCAUCUGUCUGAUAAUGAAUAUCCUCACAUAACAAUUAGUGUUAGUAAUAUGAAACCUUACACACCAGUGUAUUCGAAUGAUCUGUGGAAAAGACUGGUGGACGAUGGAAUCAUAAAAGUACAGAAAGAUAAUAAUGACAAACCACAAGCAAUUGCAUUGAAAGAUCAAACGGAUGAAUGGCAAGGAAGAUUGAGCAGUGCUGGCAAAUACGAAGAAACACAAGCGUAUGUCAGAAUUAUGAACCAAACGACCGAAUUGAACGGAAUUGUUUAUGCGAAAUACUUAUUAAAAAACAUGUUUUUCCGUCCUCAUCCACAAUCGUCCGCAUUCUUCGGCAACACUGCUCAUAUUUAUUGCGAACACAGCACCAUCGAGUUUAAUCCAAAACGUGGUCCCAUCGAGGAAAUCAGAAAGUACUAUGGAUAUACACAAAAACUAGCUGUUCUAGCAUAUGCUGAAGAUGAACACGCACAAACCAUCUUAGUUCGCGGUAUUGGCCACAGUGGCAUUCAUGCAUCUUAUAACAAAUACCCUCACAUAACAAUCAGUAUUAGCAAUGUGAAACCUUACACACCGGUGUAUUCGAAUGAUCUAUGGAAAAGACUGGUCCACGACGGAAUAGUAAAAGUGCACAAGAGCAAAAAUGGUAAACCACGGAGUGUUACCAUUAAAAAUCGAACUGAUGAGUGGCAAGGUAAAUUGUCGAGUUAUGGCCAGUAUGAAGAAACAGAAGCUCGUGUAGAAACUAUCGAUGAAAGGAUCGAAUUGAAUGGGAUUGUUUGUGUAGAUAAUUUAUGGCGAAACGGUAGAUGUCAUACAGCUAAAUAA